GUGUCGGUUUCGGCUUUUAUUAAAGCGGCCGAACCCGACUUGGCUCGAACGCGGAGCUCCUGCUGCUUUCUCUAGGGUUUUGUGGGGAAGAGCCGGCGAUCGAAGAAGGAACUCGAGUGGCUAAUGGAGGAUGACACUACUGCCAAGAAAGAAGAAGAGGAAUUCAAUACAGGGCCUCUCUCUGUUCUGAUGAUGAGUGUCAAAAACAAUACACAGGUGCUUAUCAAUUGCAGGAACAACAAGAAGCUACUUGGCCGUGUGAGAGCAUUUGAUCGGCACUGUAACAUGGUCCUCGAAAAUGUUAGGGAGAUGUGGACUGAGAUACCCAAGACCGGCAAGGGAAAGAAGAAAGCGCUUCCGGUCAACAAGGAUCGAUUCAUCAGUAAGAUGUUCCUGCGAGGGGACUCCGUCAUCAUUGUGCUCAGAAAUCCCAAGUAGGGAUCAGAUGUCGGAUGUGGGAAUGGCUUGCCAUAUAGUCUAUGCAUCGGAUGACCAUAUAUGUUGAGCUAAACUUCAUUGUUGUCGGACAAACAUGAGCGGUGUAUGAUUUGCAUGAAAUGAUGUCUGAACCAUUGGAAUGUUCCAUGUCAAGAUGAUCUAUUAUGGUGCAGAUUGUUAUUAUUGAUGAUGGACA
Molecule: messenger RNA, 634 nt
Organism: Musa acuminata AAA Group (dessert banana)
Lineage: Eukaryota; Viridiplantae; Streptophyta; Magnoliopsida; Zingiberales; Musaceae
Exons: 5
Coding region: 124-438 (104 amino acids)
Biological process (GO): spliceosomal snRNP assembly; RNA splicing
Cellular component (GO): U2 snRNP; pICln-Sm protein complex; U5 snRNP
Molecular function (GO): RNA binding
Source: RefSeq, a predicted model, not a curated record